AUGUAUUUACGAACAAAUUCAAAUUAUGAACCAAAAGAGUCGACAUUUGACGAGCAAGAACGUCAGAAAAUUUUACGUUUACAUCGUGAAAUGCAUGAUGGUAAAGGCGUACCUGCUGCUGUGAAUGGUCAACUACCUCGUCUAGAAUGGCUCUAUUCGGGUGAUAAAACAACCUCCCAAGAUUAUCUUCUUGGAAAAAAAUUCAAUGAUAAACAGCCACCUCCUAUAGAAACGAUAAAUCCUGAUUAUGUAUCAACAUCGACAAUCGAUUUAGCAAAUAAAAUUCGAGAAGAUCCGCUAUUUAUGAUUAAAAAAAAAGAAAUUGAACAACGAAGAAGAAUUUUAGAGAAUCCAGCACGUUUAAAACAAUUGAGAGAUGUAUUAGAACGAACAGAACAUGACGAACAACAAUCGCAUCAGAGAAGAAAAAAACACUCCCAUCAUCAUCAUUCAAGGCAUAGUCGUUCUCCGUCACCAUCAUCGGUCCAUCGAACACGAGAGAGAUCACCAUUGACUCAUAAAAGACGAUCCUCGCCUCCAUUUUCACACAAAAGAGAAUUACCACCUUCCAGAUCAUCUUCAUCGACUAAACCUUCAAAAUCAUCAAAAUUAAGUUCUGACGAACGUGAUCGCCGUUUACAAGAAAUGAUGUCAAAUGCUCGAUGGCGUGAUAAUGUUCGUGAAUCAAAUGUUAAAAAAUUGAAAGAACGUGAAGAACGAGAAGAACAAUUUAAUGAAAACGUUCGAAAAAGACAAAAUGCCAAUUCAGAUUCAGAUGAUGAUACGCGAGCAUUUCUAAAACCAAUGUUAAAACAAGCCUUUAACGAACCACAUCUACACAGACGCGAUAUUAAACAUAAAAAAACAUAUAGAAAUUGA
Molecule: messenger RNA, 879 nt
Organism: Didymodactylos carnosus
Lineage: Eukaryota; Metazoa; Rotifera; Eurotatoria; Philodinida; Philodinidae
Source: the annotation of a GenBank genome assembly